Messenger RNA from Durotheca rogersii, 2614 nucleotides. Its product is annotated as Aft1 HRA domain-containing protein. The coding region runs from base 373 to 1878 and encodes 501 amino acids. The record is from RefSeq and is a predicted model, not a curated record. Gene Ontology annotation, biological process: regulation of transcription by RNA polymerase II. Gene Ontology annotation, molecular function: RNA polymerase II cis-regulatory region sequence-specific DNA binding; DNA-binding transcription factor activity, RNA polymerase II-specific. The transcript has 3 exons. Lineage: Eukaryota; Fungi; Ascomycota; Sordariomycetes; Xylariales; Xylariaceae.
UCUGCGAGCCCAGCGAGGCAGAAGUCCCAGCACCGCACCCGCACCUCUCUCCGCGCCGCGGUGCCAGUCGCCGUACAACACAUCGCUAGUGUCUACGCAUUCCGUCACUCCUUCAUCAAUCAAUCGCCACGAUACCCAAAAUAAGCCUUCGACCGCUCGCACCUUAUUCUCCAGGCCGUGGUUCGGCCCUUUUAUGUUAUUUUAUUUUUUUCCCUCGUUUUUUUUGCUUUCCCCCCUCCGGGCCAGGUUGUCUUCUCCGACCCCGUAAGCUAGCAAGCAUUGUGUGCGUCGAGCGUGUCGUUACAUCAUAAUUCUCAACUUGGACCACUCCCGCACGUACACUCUUAAAACAACGUCGUCAUCGCCGUCACCAUGGCCCCGAUCGAAACCAAACCAUCCGAUAAUCCUUUGUCAGAACCGAACGGCGAGAAGAAGGCGUCCGAAAUUAAGUCCGAGGCCGCCUCCAACAGCGAACCCGGUCGACCGUUGGCGCCGCCGCCCAAGCCCGGCGAAGAUUACUUCUCGAGCAACCUCAGCCUCGAGCCCAACCCCUUUGAGCAGUCGUUCGGUACGGGAGGCACGGUGGAAACCCCUGGUGGCACGAAGCUGCCCAGCGUGGCCGCUCUGACAUCGCCGUCGUCGCUGCUGCCCGGAAACGGGAAUACACCGUUCAACUGGGGAGGCGGGUCUCUUAGGACGGGGCCGCUCAGUCCAGCUAUGCUCUCUGGCCCGGCGAACGACUACUUUGGUGACACAUCGCACACCCUACGCGGCGGAUUCACACCCAACGAGAGCUCCUUGCGGACGGGUCUGACGCCGGGCGGGGGUGGUUCCAUGUUCCCUGCCCCGAGUCCCAACUCGCAGGCCCUCUUUGCCCAAUUGGCGAGCGGCACGGCGACACCGAGCACGAUCGACUUCCAUCGCACGGCCAUGAGCGCGGCAGCAGCCAAGGCGAACCACGACAAGCCGCUACCCCAGGCCGUGACGUCGCAACCGCAGGAGCCGACUUCGUCCGCGGUCAAGUCCGAGUCGAAGCCGACGUCGGGCGCUUUCGACCCCCACGACAACGAUGCUGCUAACGGCCUCUUCAUGCUAGCCCAAGGCGCCCAGGGCCGUAACGGCACCCAAGCGCAAUACCCGGUCGGUGGCAGCCAGCCCCUGCACGCGCACCCGGCUGCCCCUCCGCCCAACGCAUCGAGCAACAACACCAACAACACGUCACCUCACAUGAACGGAAACGGCGCGCCGGCCCCGCCUCCGGCGCGGGGGGUCAGCGAGGCGGCGAGCGGCGCGUCGGAAGACAGCGAGCCGUCGAAGCCCAACGCGAGAGGGAAAGGCAAGCGUGGCAGUGCGGUGGUGUCGGUGGUCAACGGGCGGCGCAAAGCCGAGGAUACGCCCACCAAGCAGCCCGCUAACAAGAAGACCAAGACGGCGUCGUCGUCGAACGGCGACAUGGACAACUCGUCGGAGGACGAGGACGACGACAAGGCCAACAAUGACGGCCAAUCCAAGUCGAAGAUGACGGACGAAGAGAAGCGCAAGAACUUCCUGGAGAGGAACCGUGUUGCUGCUCUGAAGUGCCGUCAGCGCAAGAAGCAAUGGCUGGCUAACCUCCAGAACAAGGUGGAGAUGUACAGCAGCGAGAACGACGCCUUAACGGCGCAGAUAUCCCAGCUUAGAGAGGAGGUGGUCAAUCUCAAGACCCUGCUCCUAGCCCACAAAGACUGUCCCGUCACACAGCAACAGGGGCUGCAUGGGCCUUUCAUGCAGCAGACGAUGGAGACGUACAAUCCGCAGAUCAACCCUUACGGCAUGGCGGCGCCGAUCCCGAACCAACCGGUGAUGGCGGGGCAGGGGGUACAGCGACGCUUCUCGUAGGAUGAGAGCGUCGCUGCUCCCGAGCCCGCCGUCUACCGGGAGUCAACUGGUGGCCGGCAGGCAUGAUGACGCUCACUGUGGCGCUUAUUCUGGAUGACCUAAGAGCGUUGGCGCCUUGGACGUAUCGGGGACCGAGUGGUCGACCGAUCGUCGUGGGACCCAAGAGGGGAAAUUAAAAAAAAGCGGCGAUGUAUAAUGGUACGGGCGGCGGGACGAAUGACGAAAAACCAAACACAAAAAGGGGCGCUCUUGACCUUCUCGCGACACGAGAGGUUGGCGGGGCGCGCUCGAAGGGGGGGGAGGGGGACGGAGGCGCCCGCUCGUUAGCUGUUGUGUCUGUAAUAACAUUCGACUAUCAUGAUGAGAGAACGAACGGGGCACGGAGGCUGGCGGCUGCGACGGCGGCGCCGCGUCGACACGGCAUCGUGGAGACGGCGUGACGUUGCAGCUCGGCCGUACUACUUCUACUACCACCACCUCUCUACUGCUGCCGCCGCGACCGCUGGUGCCGCUUACUACUACUUACCGUCGGUUGACAUGGGGCCAGUGUGCGCACGUGCGUAUCUGGGCUGGGCGUACACAUCAAAAACGGUGUUGGGGUGUCGGGACGUGAUUUGAAUGUCUUGCGGCGUUGAGGGAGGCAGGCGAGGAGGGCAAUAACCGGGGAUUUGGCACCGCCCCUCCGUCCUUCUCGGGAGUACACGGCCUUCGUUUCGACAGUCUAUAUCUUUUUUUU